UCUUCCUACGGAUCCAUUGGAAUUCACUGUCCGCUAUUCAGCUCGGACUGAAGGAGGGAGGAAAGCGGCAAAGACGAGCAGAUGUUAACUGGACUACAAAAGAGAACAAGCUGUAGUUAAGGCGGAAAACCUUCGAUUCGUCUAAUAUGUGGCAGCCUGCGUCGGAGCGAUUGCAGCACUUCCAGACCAUGCUGAAGACCAAGCUGAAUGUGCUGACGCUGAGGAAGGAGCCGUUGCCCACGGUGAUCUUCCAUGAACCCGAGGCCAUCGAGCUGUGCUCCACCAAUCCGCACGCGAAGAGCAGGACUCACGCCGGAUACAAGGUGAACUACCUGGGCAAGGUGACCAUCACCGGGACCCAGUUCCUGUCGGGCUGCACGGAGUCGGCGGUGAUGGGGCUGGUGGAGCGCCGAGGGCGGGCCCCGACGCAAGGCACCAACGCCCUGUUGGAAAUCCGGCCCUUCCAGGUGCGCCUCCACCACCUGGACGACCACAACGAGGCCUCUGUAACCAUGGACACGUACCAGGUGGCGCGGAUAGCCUACUGCACGGCGGACCACGGCGUGCGGCCAAACGUGUUCGCCUGGAUCUACCGGGAGAUCAGCGACGACCUGUCGUUCCAGAUGCACUGCCACGCCGUGGAGUGCCAGAGCAAGCUGGAGGCCAAGAAGCUGGCCCACUCCAUGAUGGAGGCCUUCCGCAAGACAUUCCACAGCAUGCGCAGCGACGGACGGAUCCACAAGAGCGGCUCCUCGGACGACUUUGCAGAGGAUUCCUCCAUCGCAGAGGACCUCACCCCUGACGAUGGUUGAAGAAGAAGAAGAAGAAGAAGAAGAGCGACCACCCCCCCCCCCCCCCCCAUCACCCCCUCCCACACACACACACACACACGCACUACACACACACACACCCACACCCCCCAAACCCAACCCAAACACAAGGGGGGGGUGACUGGAUACAUAUAAGAGACCACCUCUGUCUCUGAUUGUCCCUUACACGUUUUCUUUCUUUUAAAGUAUCUUAAUACGGAGUAUGUAUGUAAAGGACAUGUUUCUAUUUUUUUUUAACUCAACUAAAUUAAGUGGGCUUUAAUGAAACGGGUUUGGCAUAAAUCAUUGCUAAUUAGUAGGUAACCCUCCAGUCUAAAUGGGACCUUGAUGCACAAGCCCGAUAUAGUAUGUCCAUAAGAGUUUUGCCUGACUAUUACGAUUCUGGUCCUCCACCACUGUCCUGUCUCUGACGUAGGUCAUGGUUCUUAAGCUUUUUUAGACCGAGACUAGAUUACAUUUUUUCCUUCUUUUGAGUAAGGGGAAAAAUGAAAGAAAGGACAGCGAUAUGUCUUCCUUAGGGAGACACAUAAUAUACUUUGUCCGUUAGUUUGUCCCGUUUUUAGUCCUGGCUCACAUAAAAAAAAAAACAUUAUAUUUUUUUGUAGAUUACUACCACAAUAGUAUAUGUGUCCUUAUUGUAGAAAAUGAGGAUGUGGAAAAACGUAUUUGGUUGUUGUCACUACGGUACUUUCUAGGUGUCGGUGGAUUGUGUUGCCCUCAUCUAAAGACCAGAACAGCGGGACUUUUACCUGUGUCUGAGUGCUUUUAAAGGGUUGAUAAAUAAAAAAAUAAGAUUUUUAAAAUACGGAGAAUAUGUACAGGGUGUACGUCUAAGAGAAGACAUUGCUGAUAUUUUAGCUAAGUUUUAUAUGAUUGGAAGUACUCAUUAGGCCAUACGACCGGGCCGACAAACCGAGUCACCUUGAUCACUCCCAUCUGAUGUGGUGUGACUGUGCUAGCCGGUGUCAGGCUGUGUCCCUUGCCUGUCGAUACUUGUGCCUCACACUUUAUUCUCACUGUAGGUUGGCGUCUCAUAGUCGUGUCCCAAUCUAUCGUGCGAGUGUGUGCGAAUGCAUCCACACGCGUGCCAACAUUUUACAGUAUUUGUGUCCAAGUGUAUUUGCUUAGUCCCAGUGUGUAUGAAUGUACACAAGAGUGUUUUGUAGGAGAGGGCCGAGUUUAAAGAAAGAGGGAGGGAGGCCGGGGGAGAAGGCCAAGCUAGGUACGGGGAGGAGGAGCAAACUAUGUAUGGCCUGAUAAUGAUCAAAGUGUAUCAGAGCUGUCCUGCAGCAUCCAGUUCUGAUGCCUCAGCUGACAUUGAUUUAACUUUGAAGAUGGUACCACGACCAGUUGCCAUAUAUAUCAUGAUUUCCAUGAUUUUUCUUUUUUUUUAUAAACCUUAAUUCGGUACGUGAAUAUGAGAUAUCACAGAGACGGAAGUUAUUUAGGACCCCUAGAACUCAGCCGUCCAACAGAAUGCCUGAAGCUUCCUGGCCUCUGCUGAAUGUAUGAUGAGUCCAAUGUGCUGCAAGCUCCUCCCCGCCUCUCCAGUUACUCCAUUCCUUGAUAUCUCCUAGCUGGAACAAUGGAACAUGGUUCUCUGCUGUGGCCACGGCUCAGGCUUUUACACUCACACAAGCAGACAAAUGCAACCGAGGGCCUCCACCACAUGUGUAGGCUUCUUGACUGCGUCUGGGAGCAAUCUCACAUAGACUCAUUCUCCCCUGGUGCAAAAAUUCAACUGAAUGACCCGAGUGGCCAUUUUGAUAGAGGCAGAUGAAGGCGCUCAGGUCCAACAGAGCCUCGACCUUCUCCUAGCUUGGCCGUCAAACAUGCUGGACUCUCUUAAGUGGGAGAAAAAUUGGGUUUGUGACUCGGCAGAAUGAUCAGAUGGCUUUGGUCAGUACAUAUAUAAAUAUAUAAAUACAUAUAUAUAUAUAUAAAUUUACUUUGUAUUUGAAACUCACUCAAUAAGCUUAUGUAAAUACAAAUGUAUCAAUUUCCAAAUAUAGGCUAACAGCAUAAUUGUUGACAGCUAUUUUGAAUAAAAUGUGGAGAAUCAACCAUCCUACGAUACAGAAACAGUGUUAUUAAGCCUACUGUGAAUAUCUGGCCAGCCUGGUAAUUGCUGUGCGUGUGUGUGCGUGUAUGGUGUUGGAUUACAUCAUAAUGUGCGCGUGUCUGAGGGGUGAGUUAUUGUCCGGAGGGGGGGUACAUGUGGCGGGGUAUCUAUACGUGGCCUGCAACUGAUGAAGGCCAGAAGGGGAGAGAGCGUUUAUAAAACUGUAGAUUACUGUGUCCUGUCUGUCUGAACGCUCAGACGUGCUUUAAAUGUUUUACAGAAAAAAAUGUUACCAUAAGUGUUUUCUAUACAGUGUUUGCAAAAGAUCAAGAAACAAUUACAUAUAAACUAUUUACCAAGACCAAUUUAUAACUGUGUGGAUUUAUUACCCCCCCCUAUCCCCCAAUUCACAACUGUAUCUGACUUGAACAAACAUCAUACAUCCGUUGUUUGAAUACAUUAUUUUUGACAUGCUUGAACAUGCUUGAUUUCUUUUCUCCCUGAUGGAAACUUAAUGAGGGCACUUUGGUGAGUCUGGCUGUUGGUGGAAAGAUAAAUUAAAAACUUGCUGUGAUAGUUUGAGACCACAGACCACAGCCUUGACUCGGAUCCAAACCACAUAUCAUACAGGACUCGUUUUUCCAGUAGGCCUAUAAACAGGUGUGUUGUUAAGCCUCCAUUGUUGCCAAAUUCUGGUUACACUAAAACCAUCUAAACAAAAAAUAUUUAAGCAUAUUUUCCUAAAAAAUGUAAACAUAUCAAAAAAAACGUAGGCCUCUUUUCCCGGUUCUCUUUUCUCUUUGUAUCAUGUAUGUGCACGUCAGCAUUUGAAGUGUUUUCACUUCCAGUAGUUUAUCCUGUCAUGAUGUUCUAUUCUUCCUAGCUUGCCUUUGGCAUGUCUUCAUUUAUUAGCGUUUUAAAUGUCAUAUUUUAGACCAGUCACCUCCUUCUUUUCAUCUCAGUGUGCUCAUGCCACUAAUAUGGUAAUUACUACACCCCAUCAUUUUGAAGGUCUGAGCUCACACAUUUGCAGGCAAAAUGGAUGCUACACAUUUGCUUUAGAUGUGUAGAAUGAGAACAGUGCCUCCCUCUGGCAGGAAGACUACAACAACUUAAACUUCAUCAACUUAAAUAAUAAUCUUUAAGUUGAUAAUAACAAACAUUUAUCAAUCAACAAAUCACAGAUGUCUUGAUUUUA
Gadus chalcogrammus (walleye pollock) is the source of this 4090-nucleotide messenger RNA. It is a transcript of the gene pid1, whose product is annotated as phosphotyrosine interaction domain containing 1. The coding region runs from base 147 to 812 and encodes 221 amino acids. The transcript has 3 exons. The record is from RefSeq and is a predicted model, not a curated record. Lineage: Eukaryota; Metazoa; Chordata; Actinopteri; Gadiformes; Gadidae. Gene Ontology annotation, cellular component: cytoplasm. Gene Ontology annotation, biological process: regulation of cell population proliferation; regulation of reactive oxygen species metabolic process; regulation of mitochondrial membrane potential.